AUGUCAUGGUGGUCGACGAUGUAUGUGGUUAUUGCCGCCAGUGGCUUUCUAGCAUGGCUCACACAAGGUGCAUGUUUUGCGUAUGCUUCCGAGAAGCUAAUCCGGCGCUGUCGUGAGCAGCUUUUCCGCAAUCUCCUUCGUCAGGAGUUAAGCUUCUUCGACCAUACUCGCUAUUCGACGGGUUCAUUAGCAAACCUUUUGUCGACCGAAAUCACCAGUAUGACGGGUCUCAGCGGCGCCGUUCUUGGGAGCAUAUUCACAAUGCUGUCCACGCUGGUUGGAGGUAUAGUACUGUCAAACAUCCUUGCAUGGAAACUAGCCCUUGUUUGCUGUGCCACUAUUCCCAUAAUUCUCUUCUGCGGGUGGGCUCGAGUCAAAACACUUGGGGUAUUCAGUUCAAAGAUGAAAGAAGCGCAUAUCAGUUCUGCAAGCUGCGCUGCAGAAGCAGUCAGUGAGGCGCGUACAAUUGCUGCAUUCGGCCUUGAAAACCAUGUCUUGUCCAAAUACAAUGAUAUAUUGGUUGGCCACAUUGAACGGUCAACUCAACCUAUCAUCAAAGCAUCGGUUUACUACUCAGCUUCACAGUCGUUUGCCUUCUUAUGUGCAGCGCUAGGUUUUUGGUAUGGGGGGCGUUUGCUUGGUGCAUACGAGUAUAACUUACUGCAAUUUUUCAUCUGCUUCGCUGCACUUAUUUCUGGAUCACAAUCGGCAGGCUAUGUCUUUUCCUAUGCGCCAGAUAUUGGUAAAGCCAGAAAUGCAUGCGACACACUUAUGCCAUUGAUUGGAGACGGAACCCAUGAGCCAUUUAAGCAGCAUCAGGUUACUAAAUCAUCACAGUCGGAGAAGAGCGGGGUGAUUGGGUUCCAUGGCGUGUCAUUCCAUUAUCCAUCUCGGCCUCAAAGGCAGAUCUUUGACAACCUAAGCUUUACCAUCCAGCCUGGCCAAUUUGCUGCCAUUGUUGGACCAAGUGGCUGCGGUAAAAGCACAAUCUUAAGUUUGAUUGAGCGCUUCUUCUGUCCCAGCGAUGGUUAUAUUACGUUGAAUGGAGCUAACAUCGCUAUGCUCAACCUAGACGAGUAUCGUUACUCUAUAUCGCUAGUAGGGCAGGAUUCAGUGCUAUAUAGCACCACAAUUCGUGACAAUCUCACUAUGGGGCUGCGAACAGAGGUCACUGACGAGCAGCUGAUGGAGGCAUGUCGCGACGCUAAUAUUAGUGAUUUUAUUCUUUCAUUACCGGAUGGGCUUGAGACCACCGUCGGCAGCCGUGGUCAGCUCCUUAGCGGCGGUCAGCGCCAGCGCAUAGCGAUUGCUCGCGCCCUGCUUCGUAAUCCGCAAAUUCUGCUUCUGGACGAAGCGACUUCGGCGCUCGACGCGAAUGCAGAGAAAAUAGUCCAGGAAGCGCUGGACAAAGCGGUACAGGGCCGAACAACUAUCGCCGUUGCGCAUCGGCUAAGCACAGUGCGAAAUGCAGAUGUCAUUUUUGUAGCUGGCGAGAACGGAAUGGAGGAGAUUGGAACACACAACGAGCUGAUUGCAAGAAAAGGGGCGUAUUAUCGUAUGGUGCAGAUGCAGAACCUGGGAGAUGCCGCGGCCUAG
Molecule: messenger RNA, 1596 nt
Organism: Nannizzia gypsea CBS 118893
Lineage: Eukaryota; Fungi; Ascomycota; Eurotiomycetes; Onygenales; Arthrodermataceae
Product: leptomycin B resistance protein pmd1
Exons: 2
Coding region: 1-1596 (531 amino acids)
Biological process (GO): transmembrane transport
Cellular component (GO): membrane
Molecular function (GO): ATP binding; ATP hydrolysis activity; ABC-type transporter activity
Source: RefSeq, a predicted model, not a curated record